AUGCUGUCAGCUUUCAAGGCACAGUCCAUACACGAGCUCAAGGCAAGAGACAAGUCGCGCAUCGAGUCGCUGCUCGCGUAUGGCGAUCGAUUGCUUGUAGGACUAAGUAAUGGCUAUCUGCGAGUGCACCGCGUAAAUAGCGAGGAGCCGGCGGGUUCGGCGCCGGCGGGUUCAGAUGACAGUGCGGACAAGGACAAGGACACUGUCGGGAAACUCGAUACCGUGAGCAGUGGAGAUGGCACGACCGAGACGAAGACCAAGCCGGUAGAGCUUAUGCGCGAGGUGGAAAACUUCAGCCGUCGCCCGGUUCAGCAGCUGGCAAUCAUUAAAGAGGCGAAUCUGCUGGUCAGUCUGAGUGACACGUAUGUCUCCCUCCACGACCUGAAGACCUUCCGUCUUGUCGAGCGAUUGGAGAGCACCAAAGGAGCAGUGUGCUUCGCCGUGACGAGCAAUGUGGUCAAGGACUCCGACACAAACGUUCCGAGCUUGGUCUCACGUCUGGCUGUUGGUGCGAAGAGGAAAGUGCUAUGCUGGACAUGGCAGGACAUGGAAAUGCUGCCCGAAGUUGCGGAGCUCAGCAUGGAGGCAAGCGUUAAAAGUCUGAACUGGGCCGAUGGCACUCGUCUCUUCGCGGGCAUGGACCCAGGAUUCAGCGUGGUUGACAUCACAACAAGAGAGAUUACCGCCAUCACCAAGGCCUCGCCGAAUCCAGCCGGGGACGUGAACUCUGGAGAGCUGGCAGGCGUUCGGUUCGCCGCCGUGAGCAGCAGUGGAAUGGGAUAUAUGGGCAUGGGGAGCUGGGUGCCGAAACCCAUGGCCACUGGACUGUUUGGGAAUCAAGUCUUGCUUGCCAAGGAUGUCAACACCCUCUUCACUGGUGUAGACGGAAAACCGCUCGAGAAGCGGCAAGUGCCAUGGUCUCUUGCACCAGAGGCGAUUGGCUACAGCUAUCCAUAUCUGCUCGCUCUUCAGCCUCCAGAAAAGGGUAGCCUGCAGAUUCGAAAUCCCGACACAUUGACCUUGCUGCAGUCAAUCGGUGUCCCUGGUGCGACCAUCCUUCACGUCCCGCAACCUAACAUCAGCUUGGCGCACGCCGGCAAGGGUUUCUUGGUCGCCUCCGACCGCGUCAUAUGGCGCAUGAAUGCAUUGCCCUACGAUGUUCAGCUUGCAGAGCUAGCCGAGAAGCAGCGUUUUGAUGAGGCGACAAGCCUGCUCGAACUCCUCGAAGACACGCUCAUAGAUGAUAAGGCUGGGCGCAUUCGCGAGAUCAUGAGUCAAAAGGCCAUAUCCCUGUUUCAUCAACAAAAGUAUCGACUUGCCCUGGACUUGUUUACUGACGCCGAAACCUCACCCGAACGAGUCAUUGCAUUGUACCCAAGAAGCGUGGCGGGCGAGCUGUCCACGAUAGUCGAUGAGCCCGAGGCUGAGCCUGCAGCCGCUGAGGCCAACGAUGGCAAGGACGAAGAUGUCAGCAAAGAUACACAUUCUACACCUUCAAAAGGCAUGUUUGGGAUUUUGAAAGGUGGUCAUAAGAAAGCCGAUUCCGACACUGCUUCGAUGAAGUCUCCAGGUAGACUGGAUACCGACAACAUGAGCAUCCGGGCAAAGACCACAAAGAGUGCCGACAAGCCUUUGGAAGGCGAGGAUCUCAAAAUGGCGUGCCGAUGUUUGAGUUCCUUUCUCGCCCAGGCAAGGAAGGAACUGCAGAGGCAUCUCAACCCAGAUGGUACAAUGAAGGAAGAUCCACCUUCUAUGGAUAGCGAAACAGGGAAACCUGCAUUCAGCAACCUUCUUCCGAAUUCCGUUGUUGAUGCAAAGGCAGGAGAGAUUGAUUGGCGCUCAGAGCUCAUUAACACUGCACAGUUGGUUGAUACGACGCUCUUCCGUGCAUAUAUGUUAGCGACGCCAUUCCUUGCAGGAUCUCUGUUCCGCAUUGACAAUUUUUGCGACCCUGAGGUGGUCCAGUCGGCGCUGUACGAAGGCGAACGGUACAACGACCUGAUCGACUUUCUUCAUGGCAAGGGUCUACAUCGCCAGGCUUUGGAAAUGCUCGCAAAGUUCGGCAAAGGCGAAGCUGAUGGACAGAUUCCGGACGGUAUGACAGGGCCGGAGCGCACGGUCGGGUACCUGAAGCAACUUCCCCCAGAGCUUGUCGAUGUGGUCUUGGAGUAUGUGCGCUGGCCUAUUGAUGAGAACCCCAUAGUCGGGAUGGAUGUCUUCCUGGCAGACACAGACAACGCAGAGAGACUGCCUCGAGACCAGGUUCUUGAAUUUCUUGCUAGUAUUGACUCGAAGCUUGAGAUACAAUAUCUCGAGCACAUUAUCAACGAGCUUGGCGAAGGCGAUGCAACAUUCCAUCAACACCUGGUGGAUCUCUAUCUUUUAGAGCUCAAGAAGAAGGAUCUUGAGGAUUCGAGACGAACGGAGAUCAAGGGCAAGCUUGAGGCCUUCAUGUUGAAGAGCAAGGCUUAUAACAGGGCCAAGACCUUGCCGCAGCUGCCUGCGAGUGAUCCUACCUUUUAUGAGGCUAGGGCUAUUGUUUACAGCGCUCUGGGACAGCAUAAGCAAGCACUGUCCAUAUACGUUUUCCAAAUCCAGGACUACGAAAAGGCCGAGAACUACUGCAAUAAGGGAUACAUCGAGCAGCAGGCUGAGCGCCAAGCUUGUCUGCUCGAUGGAACCACCACACACGAAAAGCCGCAUCGGGCGUUUGAACCAGAGGACUCCUCCACCAAACCAAACAUUUUUGCCAUUCUCCUCGGGUUGUACCUUCGACCCCCGCCCGGUGAAGAGAAGCGAUGGCCACAAGCUCUUGAGUUGCUCAGCAAGCAUGGCGCUCGACUUCCUGCGAGUAGCACACUCGAUCUCAUGCCUGACGAUCUGGCGGUCAAAGAGCUUCAGGACUAUUUUCGCGGUCGCAUCAGGAACGCUACGUCAAUCCUGCGAGAAGAGCAAAUCGUUCGCAGCCUGGAAGGAGUGCGUCGUACCAAUACAGAGAGGCUGCUCUCCCUUGGCCCAGAUGGCGCUCCAGGUGGGAAGGCACUCGGGAAGAAUCGGCGAGUGAGAAUCGGUGAGGAUGACCAUUGCAAAGUCUGUCACAAGCGUUUCGGGGCCAGUGCUGUACGCGUUUACCCGGACAAUCAGGUCAUACAUUAUGGAUGCAUCGGGAGGAGUACUGCACCUGGGGCGACGCGGAGAUCUGCUGCGUGGGGGUGA
Ramularia collo-cygni is the source of this 3216-nucleotide messenger RNA. RefSeq names its product related to PHO87 protein. Gene Ontology annotation, molecular function: protein binding. Gene Ontology annotation, biological process: vesicle-mediated transport; intracellular protein transport; autophagy. The transcript has a single exon. Bases 1 to 3216 code for a protein of 1071 amino acids. Gene Ontology annotation, cellular component: cytoplasm; fungal-type vacuole membrane. The record is from RefSeq and is a predicted model, not a curated record. NCBI's taxonomy places the organism in Eukaryota, Fungi, Ascomycota, Dothideomycetes, Mycosphaerellales, Mycosphaerellaceae.